Messenger RNA from Ricinus communis (castor bean), 1683 nucleotides. RefSeq names its product replication stress response regulator SDE2. The record is from RefSeq and is a predicted model, not a curated record. The transcript has 3 exons. Gene Ontology annotation, molecular function: protein binding. Gene Ontology annotation, cellular component: nucleus. The coding region runs from base 74 to 1399 and encodes 441 amino acids. Lineage: Eukaryota; Viridiplantae; Streptophyta; Magnoliopsida; Malpighiales; Euphorbiaceae.
CCUAAUUUCAUCAAAUGAUUUUUCCCCUUCUUCCAAUCUCCUACAAGAUCACUUGCAAGUUUUUUAUCCGAGAAUGGAAGACACGAACAGGCUCUUACAGAUAUUCGUGAAGCUUCUAGACGGUAAAACAGCAAUCCUAAGAUUCACAGGCCCACAAGCUGACGCUCAAUUAAUCAAGCAACGGAUCUUCGAAAUCACCAAAAUCCCUACCCACACCCAACGCCUAAUCUGUAACGGCGCACAACUCCGCGAGAACUCCGUCAUCUCGACCCCAGAAUGCACCGUUCACCUCUUACUUCGUUUAAUUGGAGGGAAGGGAGGGUUUGGUUCUCUUCUAAGAGGAGCGGCGACAAAAGCAGGUCAAAAGAAGACGAAUAACUUUGACGCGUGUCGAGACAUGAGUGGACGGAGGCUAAGACACGUGAAUGCGGAGAAGAGGCUGGAGGAGUGGAAGGCGGAGGAGGAGGAAAGAAGAAUGGAGAAAAUAGCGGAGGAGUUUAUAAAGAAGAAUGUUAAAAAAGGGAAGAAAGGGGUUGGUGAUGGUGAAGCGGAUAAGUAUGUGGCCAAGUAUAGGGAGGAUUCGGCGAAAUGUGCCAAGGAAGUUGAGGAAGCUGUCAGAGAAGCAUGUGCAAAUGGGAACGGGAAAAGGAAAGGGAAGGUCGUAAAAGCUGUAGGAUUGGAUGCUAAAAGAUUGAAGAUUUGGAUGGGGAAGAGAACACUGGGUGAUAGUGAUAGUGAAGAUAACAGUGAUGAUGAGGAAAAUGAGAAGUCUGUAGUUCUAAAUAUUGGUAAUAAUUCUGAUAUUAGUAAAGAAGCCGAUGGGAGUUCAGAUUCUGUUACCGGUGGGAAACAAGAAGGAGACUGCUCUGGUGGUGCCUCAUGUGAGAGUGGUUCUGAGGAAGAAAAAGAUGCUGCUACUGCUGAGCAAACUUUGCAAUUUAGUUCUAAUGGGGAAACAGUUCCUAGUGAAGGUGAUGGAGGAGUUGAAUUGGAAGUAAAAGAGCAACAAAAUGCUGCCAUAACUUGCUCUGAGGCUGCUGUGGUUACUGGAAUUGACGUCAUUAAGGCUGAAAAAAACGAGAAUGAUGGACUGGAUUCUCAAUCCGUGCAAGUUUCAAGUCCAGCUAGGGUGGAAGUUAUUGAAACCAAGCCAAUUACUGCAGACUCUGAAACAGUUGUUGUAAAUGAAAAAGCAACUGAUUUGGAGAAACCAUUAAAUUUUGAUGAUUACAAUUCAGUAGAUGAGUUGGAGGCUCUUGGCAUUGAAAGGUUGAAAACUGAACUACAAGCUCGUGGGCUCAAGUGUGGGGGUACUUUGCAAGAGCGAGCUGCCCGGCUUUUCCUGCUAAAAACUACUCCUUUGGAUAAGCUGCCAAAAAAGCUAUUUGCUAAGAAAUGAAGUCUCUAGUGUCUAUUGUCUUGCUGACUGUUCUGACGCUAUCUUUCUUUAAAAUGUAUAGUUGGGAACACCCUAUAGUUUUAUUGUAAUAUCUGUUGUAAACUCCUUUUUAUAUCUUCUUUCACUACUAUUCAGAUAUUUUCUAGGGAAGAAGAAAAAAAAGAACUGGCCUAGCGGUCAUUUUCUACCUUAACCUUGUUGACCUUAUAUAUGUCGCAAGUUGUAACCAUGUACGCCUGUACUGCUCAUAUUUUAUGGAACAAAUUCUGGAGUUUUCAGUGCCA